UUUUUAUUAGGAUGUAAACUAAAUAUAUGAUUAAGUUUAAAGUUUCUUCAAAGUAUGCAAAAUAAAAAAUAUGGAUAAAGAUCCUACAAAGUUAACAUCAUUUCAACCUCUGAAUCCUGUUUCUUCUUCGUCAUCAUUUUCAUUUUCUCGUUUUAUAACAUUUGGGCGUAAAAAAACCAGUCAGCCACCAAGAUUACCUAUUACACCAGAACUUUUGAGAAAAGAUUCAUUACUUAGCAAUGAAGAUUCUAGUGCUUUAGAAGAAGGUAGCAAUUCAGAAUCUAUUUAUGAAAAGAAAGAAAAUCUGUAUACCUGGCUUACAAGAAGUAGUUCAAACAAUGAGAAUACUAUUUCUUUAAGUAGUUCUACAAAUAAUUCUGGUAAAGAUAAAUGGAAAUACCGAAAUGUACGUACUAUUAUGCGAAGACUGAGUGCUCUAACCAUUGAUAGAAGGUGGCAUCAGAGUAAUGGUGAUUUCAAGCAUAAUUUUAAGCAGUAUUGGAUGCCAGAUGAACAUUGUAAAGAGUGUUAUGAGUGUUCCGAUAAGUUCAACACUUUUAGAAGGCGACACCAUUGUAGAGUAUGUGGUCAAAUUUUCUGUAGUCGAUGUUGCAGUCAAGAAGUACCUGGAAAAGUUAUGGGAUUUUCAGGUGAUAUUCGGGUCUGCAAUUAUUGUUGUAAUAUUGUGCAAGCCUACUUAAAUGAUGAAAAUUUUGAUAAAAGCAUAGCAGCACUUGGUGAAGAUUGGAGGAUAGGAAGUGACCAUAACUGCUUUUUAUAUGAUUAUGGAGGAAGUGCAAGCUCUGUAAAUUCUGCCAAGACAAAUCAAAUCAAAGAAGAUCCAUUUCGAAUGAAGCGUGCAACAAGCACCAACAGCUUGGCAACAAUUGAUCGAGCUACAACCCCUAUACAAAGAUCGCCAUUUGAUGCUUUUGGAGUUGCACCAAGUGAAGCAAACAACAUUAAGCAGGAUUAUCUCUUGCGUGAAUUAUGGCAUCAGAUUAGUGAUCCUCGAUCUGGUUUAGAAUUGCAAAGUCAUCGCUUUAGAAUGAAAACACAUCAUAAUUGCUUUAUAGGAAGUGAAUUGAUUGACUGGUUGCAAACUCACAACAAGUUUAAUUCAAGAUCACAGGCUGUUAAAGUUGUACAAGGCUUAUUAGAUGGUGGUUAUAUUGCUUGUGUUUAUGCUAAUGAAGAAAAUGUUUUUAAAGAUGAAUACAUGCUGUACCAACCUACAAAGAUGGCUUUAGCAGAAGCUGAAGUUGCAACCAUGAGUUCUCAGCUUCCUAAAGAUGAUGUUGAUCUAACCUGUUUAGAGAAAAACUUGACUGAUGAUGACGCAGAAGCACCGGAGUGGUUAAAACAAAUUACUCAUUCUGCUAUUGAGGAUGAAAAUGAAUCAGCUCAUCCUGUUCCUGGAGCAAAAACUGUUUCAGCUCGUUUAUUAGAUUUGGAUCAGGUUCCAAAUGAUACUGACCAGAAUAAAACAGAUUUAUCAAUUCAAAUGAAGCUAAAUGCUCAAGUUGUUGAUGAUGACAACAAAGAGCCGUUUGAUCAGGUUCCACAAAUUUCCUUAAUUACUAACCAACCACCUGUUCCAUUAGAUCAUUGGACUUUAGUUGAUGUAAAUGAACUAUCAAAGAAAAAAAAAAUUGCUAAACAAAACAGUUCAGCAGUUUUAAACGAAGAUGUAUUACUUGGAAUAUUAUUUCCACGGCCAAAUAUAAAAAAUGAAUUUCAAGAGGACAAUGCAGAAAACUCCAAUAAUAAUUAUUGUGAGCGACUUGCUAAAGAUAGAUUAUCUGCAGCUUCUCAGCAUCAUUUAAAGGCAAUGUUAGAGCAACUUUUAAAGCAAGAUCAUUUGUUACUUGAAUGGGAUAAAAUAAUUAUGCCAUUUAUAUCACAAGUUAGCGAAAUGGUAGUUCCUGAUGUCCACCGUGAUGAUGAUAUGGAUAUACGAAGGUAUGUCUGGUUUACAAAAGUACCGGGAGGUUUAAAGAGUGACUGUCAUUUAAUAAAUGGGGUUGUUUUCCCCAAGAAUGUUUCUCACAAACGAAUGAACACUGUAUUUACAUCUCCUAAAAUUCUUAUGAUGAGUUGUGCCAUUGAAUAUCAGCGAGUUGAAAAUAAAAUGGUAUCUCUUGAUCCAAUGGUAUUGCAGGAACAUGCAUUUCUACAAAAUUUUGUAAGAAGAGUUCUUGAUUUAAAACCAAACAUUCUCCUUGUGGAAAGAAAUGUAGCAUGUAAAGCACAAGAAAUGCUUCUAAAUGGUGGAAUAACUUUAGUUCACAAUAUCAAACCUCAUAUUAUGGAGAACAUAUCACGGUGUACUGGUGCUGACAUUUUGCCGACUAUGGAGCAAAUAACUAAACCAAGACUUGGAACAUGUCAAAGUUUUCGAAUAGAAAAAUUUAUGCUGCCAAAUGGUGAGGCUAAAUCUCUUAUGUACUUUGAAGGUUGUGCACCUGACCUUGGUUGUUCUUUAGUUUUGAGAGGCGGAAAUAUUAAAACUCUCAUAAAAGUGAAGAAAAUUAUUCAAUACCUUAUAUAUGUGGCAUACCAUUCCAAACUUGAGAUGAAAUUUCUUUUAGAUGAGUUAGCAAUGCCUCCAAGCCUUGAUCAACUACUACCAAAAUUAAAAUCUGCUUCUAGUUUGCAAGACAAAGAAAAUACAGAGGAUGGCGAUGCCAUAAAUGUUGAAAGUUCUGAUUCAGAAGCAAAGAAGUUUCAGAAAUGUCUUCAGAGAAUUAUAUUAUCAAGUUCACCUUUUCUCACAUACACUAUGCCUUAUCUUUUAACAGAAGAAGGUUCAAAAAGUAGUUGUAGGGACUUUAUAUCUGAUAGAAUAUACUGGUCGCGAUAUUUGGAUGGAUCUAUUUACAGGCCAGGUAAACUAAGAGAGGAUGACCAUGAAUGGGUUGAAAAUUCUGUUAAAAUUUCUUCUGAAGUAAGAAUAAAGCCUCCUCAUGUUUUCACUGAUCCUUCUGUUUUAAUUCAAUGUAUUGAUAAUGAAAAAAAAAGAGGAAAAUUACUAAAUGAUUAUCGCGCUCAGGGUGGAUGCAUUGAUUUAAAGAUGUUUCAAGACUACGAAGACCGCGAACGUAGAAAAAUUUAUGGAAUAAAAAUGAACUCACAAACUUCAAAUAAUUUAGAAUCUGAGAAAACUGACAAACCAACAUGCAAUGAAGGGGAUAGCAAAGAACUUCAUGAAAGCUCACCUGAUCCAAAGUUAGAUUGUUUUGAUGCAUACAAUCACCAAAAGAUAGCUGUAUUGUUCAGCAGUUACUCAAGUGAUUCAAGUAAUGCUCCAAAACCUUGCAUAAGUCCUUGGGCAGUAUUUAUGGAAUUUUAUGGACGUAACGACAUUACCUUGGGUGGAUUUUUAGAGAGAUAUUGCUUUCGACCAUCUUAUAUGUGUCCAUCUCACAAUUGUGAAGUUACCAUGGUUAAUCAUGUACGUUACUUUGCACACUGUGAUAGCUCAUUGUAUAUACACAUGCGAAACUUAGAGGCUCCAAUACCUGGUUAUGAUGGAACAAUACUUACCUGGAGUUGGUGUAAAAUAUGCAAGGAGGUUACAUCUGUAGUUCCAUUAUCAUUGGAAUCACAAUCUUUAUCGUUUGCAAAGUACUUAGAACUACGUUUUUAUGGCAACAAUUAUAUAAGAAGAGGUAGUUCUGAAUCUUGCUUUCAUUCUCUUCACCAUGAUCACAACCAGUAUUUCAGCUAUUCUAAUAUGGUUGCUUCAUUUAAGUAUCGUCCUAUUGAUUUAUAUGAAGUUAUUAUACCUCCUCAUUCUAUUACAAUUGGUAAACAGAGAAAUAUGACUUAUUUAAUAAAUGAAGUGGAGGAAAUUACUAGCAAAGUAGAUUAUGUGAAUAAUGUCAUAAUGGAACGAAUUCUUGAUUUAAAGGGUGAAGAUUUGAUGACUAACAAUGCACGAGAAUCUAAAAUAAAUGAUUUUAUUAGAGAUCUAGAAAAAGAACAUAGCAACAUAAAAGAUCUUCUAGAUGUAAUUAACUCUAAAGUUAAAAGUUUGUUAACCAAUGAUACGAUAAACAUUGAUGAAAGAGAUGAUUAUGAGUCGGAGGGUGUUUUACGUGAUGAAUCAGCGUUGACAAAUGAUGAAGUCCAAACAUUAAUGUUAAACAUAAGCAACAAGUUGUUUUAUUUGCAAAAAACUAUUUGUGACUCUGUCUAUAAUUGGAAUAUAAAAUUACAAGAUUUUAUUAUUCAAGAUAGAAAAAGAGAGAAAGUAAUCCGUGCAGCUUCACCAGUGAAAACAUCUGUUAUAAAUGAAACAAAUGAGUUUUACCCUGAAAACUCAAUGGACAUGGAGUUGACAAAACCCAGAACAAUUACGCGUUUAUCACUAAAAGAUCCUAUUGCUGAAGUUUGUUUAAAUAAUGGCACCAUAUUACGCCAAACAUAUAUAGGGACUACACCAGCAGUAUAUGGCUCUUCAGAUAGCGAAUCAACACCCUGGGCAAGUUCUUUAAAUUUGCAAUCAGAAGUAGAUGGAAUUGAUAGAAAUAGUAAUGAUACAGUUAAAGAUGUUAAUGACUCUGCAAUCGCAAAUAAAUUAGGUAGCCCAUAUACUAUAAUAGAAUCUUCCUCUUCUGUGCAAUCUAAAAGCCCAAAAAGUUUGCAUAUUGAUGAAAUGGGUAGUAAAGAAGAUGAUCUUGAAAUAAUUAAAAAUGGUGCAUUGGAAAAUGAAAACAUUGAAAUAAAUGACACAAAUAGUACUAACGAUAAUGUUGAUAAUCCACAUUUAUUGAGUUACAUUUCCAGUAUUGAUCAGAGUUUAAACUGUCAAUCAAUUUGUAAUGACAAUGAAUUUUCAGAAAAUAGGCUUUUAAAUACUGAUGAAGAGUCUAAUCUUUUAGAGAGUGAAAUUCAUCAAGAGACAGACUAUAUUGAAGAUUCUGUUAAUGAGUCCAGUGUUAUGCUUGGAGAAUCGGCAACUCAUUAUAAUAGUGAAUCUACAAUUUUGUUAGGGGAAUCAGCAUCACAUGAUGAGGACACGCAUGUAUUAGCAAAGCGUCGAAAAAUCUUUCCUAGUUUUACUGAGUUUCCUUAUCUCUUAGAAGAUAAACUGGAAAAAAUUGAGUACCUCACUCCAAAUGAAGUCAAAGCUAUGCAAUAUGCCAGGAGGAAAAGAGUUGAAUGGGAACAAAAAAUAACAAACAAAAAAACAACUCCAAUUGAUUUUCAAGUUGAUGAAGGCCUAGAGUUUGAAGCUGAUCAUUUCAAUAAUGUUAAAGAUAUUGAAACUUCAGACGAGAGCUUAAGCAAAAGAUCAGUUUCAACAGCGAGCAAUACAAAAACUUCUAAAAAAAAUAAGUUUUUAAAUCCAAAAAAAUUUUUUAAGUCUCAAUUAAGUUUAACAGACAAUUUGUCAAACAAAAAAAAUAAUAUUUCUGAAACUUCGAAUUAUGAAAGUGAUAAAGCACCUGUUUGUAAAACAAUUUUACCGAGUCCACCUACUGCUGCUAUUUGUACUACUGGAUCAACAACAUUUCAUAAGCAAAAGCUGAUUGGUCAUCGUCGGUUAAAGUCAGCACCAAGUUCUGUUGCCAAAAACACGGAAGAGAGCUUAAAACUAAUAAAUGAGCUUCUUAAAAACAAAACAUUAAAUGUUUCUUUUAAACGACAACGAAGUCAUUCAUUUGGUCUUGAAAAUAAAGAACAAAAAGAACUUAGUCAAAUGGCAGAGGCUGUUUGCAAAGAAGAUAGAAUAGACUCUGAAAGAGAUGAUCCUGAAGUGUUACAGUAUGAUGAAGGAUUGGUCAAUUCCGAACAAAGCUCUAAUAUCGCUGCAUUACAAGAGAUGUCUGGUUUUACAGACAAUACUGAUAUUUUGAAAAAAAAGAACAGGAUGGAUGUUGAUAGUCUUGAAUCAAAGUUUACAAACAGUGGAGAAAGCAUCAAUAAACGUGGUGGCAGUGAGAAAAUGAAGAAAAUUAUAUCAACAUUUCUUCCAGCUUUUACAUUUCAAACAAUUCCUCGUCCUUUCCCAUCCUACAUGCAUUACAUCGCCCAGACAGGUGUUACAGCUACUAUCAUUAUCAAUGAAAAAGAGCCUACAUCACUUAUAGCAUAUACUCUCAGCUGUCAAGAAUAUCAGAAUCAAUUAAAGAACAUACAAGACAUUUUGUCUGGAGUUAAACCUCAAGGUAGCAGCCUGCAUGGCACUCCAAUUUUACCAAGGAGUCAAAUUUCCCAACAAAACAGUUCAGCCAUGCUUUCGUCGUUAAAUGAUGUUCAAAAAGCUGAAGUGUUACUGCGGAGAAAUAUAAAUAAAAAAAAUCCAGUGCCACGUCCAAACUCAUGGGGUGGUUCUACUGAAAUAAAUGCAGAUUCAUUUCUUCCUGGCGGUGAACAUCAUCCUCUUACCCAUACUUCAAGUGAUGCAACUGCAGAUGAAGCUUCUGAUACUGACGUUUUGGAAGAAAGUGGGAAAUUAGGUGAAAUCAAAAAGAAAGACAAGCUAGUUGAUCAUCACAUAAAACUUCAGUUUCAAAAUGAAAACGUUGCGAAGUUUUACUGUAGUGUCUAUUAUGCAGAACAGUUUAGACAACUUCGAGAGUUAAUAUUUCCGGAAAAAGAAGAAAGAUACAUUCAAUCUUUGGCAAGAUGUAAAUUUUGGAAAGCAACUGGAGGAAAAUCUGGUUCUUCAUUUUCUAAAUCUCUAGAUGAUCGAUUUGUGAUGAAACAGAUGUCUCGCCUAGAAAUACAAUCAUUUGUAGAUUUUGCUCCUCGAUAUUUUGCUUAUAUUAACAAAGCUGUUAAAGAAAAAAGACCAACAGCUAUGGCGAAGUUACUUGGUGUAUAUAGAAUUGGGUUCAACAAUCCAGUUACCAACACAGCAAUGAGACAGGAUGUGCUUGUCAUGGAAAAUUUAUUUUAUGAGAAAAAAGUAAAUAAGAUUUUUGAUUUAAAAGGCUCUGUGCGAGGUAGAUAUGUGCAGACAUCGGCAAAAGAAGAUGUGUUGAUGGAUGAAAACCUUUUAGAAAUGAUCAGCGAAUCACCUUUGUUUAUUCGGCCUCAUAGUAAAGCAGUUUUAUCAAAGGCUAUUUACAAUGACACUGAGUUUCUUUCAUCGAAUAUGGUAAUGGAUUACUCGUUAUUAGUUGGAAUAGAUCAGACCAAUUGCAAACUAGUCGUGGGCAUUAUAGAUUAUAUCCGCACUUACACGUGGGAUAAAAGACUUGAGACCUGGGUAAAAUCAACUGGUAUUCUUGGAGGACAAGGCAAAAUGCCGACUGUGGUUUCGCCUGAAGUUUAUCGCACUCGUUUUACAGAAGCAAUGCAACGGUACUUUCUCAUGGUGCCAGAUAAGUGGACUGGAUUCGGUGCUGACCUAAAUUAAGACUUGUUUAAGACUUUUUUAUAAAAUGCUCGUUUUCUUAUCUAGGUUAUUUAUAAGGGGUUUUUUUUUGGAGAGUGAAUCACGUGUUCAUUCGCAUUGAAAAACUUUCGUCUGAUUUUGACUGCGUUUGUUUUGCUUUUCUCUCAGUCUUUUCAAGUACUAAAUUACAUAAUAAUACAAUACAUACAACGUUAUUUUUAUAAAAAUAUUUUUUAUUAAGUUACAUAUAAAAAUUACUAUAGCU
This is a messenger RNA of Hydra vulgaris (swiftwater hydra), 7616 nucleotides long. Its product is annotated as 1-phosphatidylinositol 3-phosphate 5-kinase. Gene Ontology annotation, molecular function: ATP binding; 1-phosphatidylinositol-3-phosphate 5-kinase activity; metal ion binding. Gene Ontology annotation, biological process: regulation of reactive oxygen species biosynthetic process; phagosome-lysosome fusion; neutrophil chemotaxis. NCBI's taxonomy places the organism in Eukaryota, Metazoa, Cnidaria, Hydrozoa, Anthoathecata, Hydridae. Gene Ontology annotation, cellular component: cytoplasmic vesicle; vesicle membrane. The record is from RefSeq and is a predicted model, not a curated record.